GCCACCAGUCGAGGCUGGGCUACAGUUAUAAUUCUUGCUAACCUCAUGGCACAUGUGGAGGGUUUUCGGAGGAUAGGACCAACGAAACUCCCUCCUGGAAGGUGGAGUGAGUGGAGUCUGUGGUCCGACUGUUCCAAGACGUGCGCGCUUGGCCUGAGAGUGAGGGCAAGAAAAUGUUACAUUCGUAACAUUAACGGCAGCGAGGUUGCUCCCCGUACGGAAUGUCCAACAGGCAAAGACCAGGAAAGAAUAUUUUGCGACACUGGAGUACCCUGUCCUAUUCCCGGUGGGUGGUCCGGGUGGAGCUCCUGGACGUGCUCGAGAAGUUGCGGAAAAGGAAUCGGCAAACGUACACGACUCUGUAACAACCCUGCACCGCUCUUCGGAGGAGCUCCCUGCGAGGGUCCAGAAUGGGACAUGGGUACCUGUAACACGCGACGUUGCCCGUCACAACUACGGAAAGACGCAAUAGAAACGGCCAUGAAGAACCUUAAACAGAAGCAAGGAGAUAUCAGGAAAGAAGCGGGCGAAUCUGUAAAGCUCACCUGUUCCGGGGACGCCGUGGGCAACGUCUAUAGCCAGUUUCCGGAUUCCACAUUACGGUGGACGCUCAAUGGCAGAUCAAUAAGGCUGGACAGAGAAAGACAGUUCUUCGUCGGCGAGGACCUCACACUCAUGAACCUGAGCACUGUCGAUUCUGGAGUGUAUAUUUGUUGGAUGGACUAUCAAGAAGGGAGCUCUGUAGCUGUAUCUAUGGCAUCCCUCACAGUUCGAAGCAAGGAACCCUCGUUGUCGCUCAAUUCGCCCGCAUGCCUCCUUUUAUUCUGCAACGUGGAGACACUUCAGAAGGUACUCACCAAUGUUUCGCUCGAGUGGAGGCACAAUGGCACACUCAGCAAGAGUAUAAAGAAGCCCGGAAGGACUGUUUCUCUGUAUGUUCCUGAAACCAAGGAAUCCGACAGCGGUGAAUGGGAGUGUCGAAUCAUAGACAAUAACGACAAGUCAUCCUGGACUGCGGCUUGGUUUCAAGUCAAAGUGCGGCCGAGGCAAGACUUCGUAGAAGCAGUGUCCCAAGAUCACGCUGCAUUAGGCGUCUUUGGAGUAAUCCUUGGUUCUGCUGUACUAUAUUUUGCUUGUGGGUGGAUACGCCUUUCAAAAAAAAUAACGGCGGAAGCACGACGGGAGAUCAAGAUAUUCCAGCGAGUCAGCAGCAUGAAAACUGCUCUCUCCAGCAUGGACGAAAUUUAGGCACAAUUAUUCGCACGUUCUGUGUCUGGACAAGUGCCACUCUGUGUCUGAAAUAAUUUACACGUGCUCUACAUUUGGGAGUAUAUACACUAAUGCUACUGUUGAUACACAUUGGCUGUGAAUCGUUUUGAUAUGUGCUACAAUAUGCAAGAGAUUAAAGCAAAGCUGUGAGAUACGUUGCUACCAGGCAGCACAACUCACUGCACGUACCAA
This is a messenger RNA of Ornithodoros turicata, 1461 nucleotides long. RefSeq lists its product as uncharacterized. The record is from RefSeq and is a predicted model, not a curated record. The transcript has 10 exons. Bases 46 to 1248 code for a protein of 400 amino acids. Lineage: Eukaryota; Metazoa; Arthropoda; Arachnida; Ixodida; Argasidae.